Messenger RNA from Haplochromis burtoni (Burton's mouthbrooder), 2395 nucleotides. It is a transcript of the gene pex11a, whose product is annotated as peroxisomal biogenesis factor 11 alpha. The transcript is spliced from 3 exons. The coding region runs from base 344 to 1084 and encodes 246 amino acids. Gene Ontology annotation, cellular component: peroxisomal membrane. NCBI's taxonomy places the organism in Eukaryota, Metazoa, Chordata, Actinopteri, Cichliformes, Cichlidae. The record is from RefSeq and is a predicted model, not a curated record. Gene Ontology annotation, biological process: peroxisome fission; regulation of peroxisome size.
AUUGGUCCGUCCAGAAAAUCAGUUCGGCUCUUGGUCCGUUUCUAAAACCAUCCGUAGUGAAACAAAUAGGUGUUUUUCGGUUGCAAUAGUUUGACUGCAGGAAAAGGAGAUUGGUUAAUUGUAAACGUGGGGUAUGGAUAAAGUUUGAAAAUCAAGAUUACCUGAUAAAUACUUGAUAACGAGUUUUACUCAUCGGCGUUAUAUCAGCCUGGCAUUGUGUAAGCAGAAGAAAAGUGACUGAUGCCGUGCCGACUGUAGCGACAAAUUAAUGUUAACAGGUUCGACGAGGUGGAAACUUGGCUCAAGCUAACUAGAACAACCUGUACUGGUGUGGUUUAACAGCAUGGACCCAUUUGUAAAAUUCACAAGUCAGAGUCAGGGAAGGGACCGCAUAUUCAGGGCAGCUCAGUAUGCUUGUUCACUCGUUGUUUAUUUACUUCGAAACAACUCGGACAGAAAGGACCUUGUGGCAAAACUUAAAAGUCUGGAAACCAGCUUGAGCGCUGGACGAAAAUUGCUCAGGCUGGGAAAUGCAGCAAAUUCCAUUGAGGCUGCUAAGCGAACCGUGCAGCUCUCGGACCGAGUGCUGCGCCUGUGCCUUACUGUGGCCAACGUGAGCCGCACCCUCUACUUUAUCUGUGACAAUGUACUUUGGGCCAAAAGUGUUGGUCUUAUCCGCAAUAUCGACAAGGAACGCUGGAGUUUAAACUCCUUCCGCUUCUACUUCUUCUCAUUAGUUAUGCAUCUCAGCAGAGAUGUUUAUGCAGUUCUCCAGGUGAUGACAAAGAGGUCAAGAGAUAAAAACUUUAAACAGAGAAUGGAUCAGCAUCUCACUGAGAAUCCUGAAGUAGCUGAAGUUGUCGUCCCUCACCUGGAUGGCUUUCUCUUUCUGCUUUUGGAAGCCCUGAAAUCACACCCGGACCUUGCCUUGGACUCUGUGAAAAACAUCUGUGAUCUCUUCAUUCCCUUAGAUAAGCUUGGUUUAUACCAGUCAAAUGGGGGAGUGAUCGGAUUCUGUGGUCUGAUAUCAUCGCUGAUUGGGAUUGUCACCCUCACACAGCCCAGGCUAAGGAUUGCACCGUGAUGACACGGGCAAAGUUAAAUAUUACAAAGCGAUUACAGAUCAAAGAGUUAAUCACGUCAGGUGCGUUCAAGAGGUCGCUGGAACUGUAAUGGUGGACAGAGGUUAAAAACAAAACCAGCACAUUUUACAAUCCCUGAGUCAGUAAUAACUAAUGGAGUUGCACUCUUUUAGAAUUACUGGAUUUCUCUGUUUUGCACAAUAUCUGGAAUUAAUUUUGAAAGGGAGCAAAUCGAGUCGAUAUAGAAACUUUGUCUAUUUGUUGUACUUUAGAACAUCCAAUGACAGGUACUUUUGUAUUCCAGUCUUGCACAACACCAGCUGUUUUACACUGUAGUAGAAAAUAAGGGCUACUUAGUGGUUAUGAAAAAGAAAAAAACUUACUCUGUCACUUCUAAGUUCACUGUUUUUCUUUUUCUAAACUCUGCUUUGUACUUAAAAUGAGGCAAAACUUGCAGCACCAGUUUCAGAGAUUUUCUUUGGGUUUUUUUCUUCUGCCGUUGGCUGAACGUGAGUAAUUUAUAGGAUGUAUGUUACGAAUAGAAGGUGGGUGUGUUUGAAAAAUGAAUAAAACUAUGCAACAAUGUUUGUAUUAUAGAGAGAGUCACCUUUUAAACAUUCUAAUAAGAACAUAUCUGUGAAUUGAAUACUCGAGACACAGAAACUCACCGGUCACUUUGUUAACUAGACGUGUUAAACUUCUCUUUAACGCAAAUGUCUAACUCAAUGCGUUUAGUUGUGUAGACGUGGUCAAGACGAACUGUACAAGUUGAAACUGACCAUUAGAAUGGAGAAGAAAGGUGAUCUAAGAGUGGCACUCUUUGAUUCUGUCAUAGCCUUGUGCUUCUAUAUCUGUUGUUCACAGAGUCAAAUACAGGAGUGAUUAGCUCCAACAAAAUGAUGUGAAGUAAAUAUCCAAUGAUGCAGUUCUCUGGGGAAAAUCCCACUUGGUGCCAGAGACGAGGGGGAUGUCCAGACUGCAUUGUGCUGAUAGGAUGGCAAUGUUAACUCAAAUAACCACUUGUUAAAACCAAAAAUUGUCUCUCCCAAUGUACAACACAUAGACCCUUUUAGCAUUUAAGAUGGGCUACAGCAGCAGGAAAACACACCAGGUGUAACUCCUGUCAGCUAAGAACAAGAAACUAAGGCUCCAGUUCACACAGUCACAAUAGAAUUGGGCAAAAUUAUUCUGGAAAACGCUGUGUUUGAGUCCAGAUUUGUCAAUUCAGUUCAGUUCAAGGCCUUGAGGCACUUUAUACUGUAGGGUAAAGACCCUAAAUAACACAGAAGAAACACCAACAAUCUGAACCAUGA